CGCAAAAUGAAGUACUUUGGACUUGCAUAAUCAUUCCCUGUCUACCUACUCAAGGCACUCUGAUACUCCACAAACCUUGAAGCUUUCUGCUAUCUGCGGCCCUUCAAGAUGAGCCUCUGUCCCAGCAAAUGCUGCUGAGCACACUCCCACUGCGACGAUACGCACCUCGACUCGGAUUCUUAGUCGAUAGCUCGGAGUAUCUGCGAGCAAAUGCUUGGAGACCAAUUCCUUGUUUCCAUGCCGCUCGCCGGCUUGCCACGGCUGCCGCCAACGCUGUAGAUGGCACACGAACAUUUCAGUCCAACCCUCCUGUUCCUCGCAACUGCCAAAACGACGAUGCCUCCCCAAAAUCACCAUCAAAAAACUCUCCCUUGUGCUCAUGGGACUCCAAGUACUUUGAGCAAUGGGCUCCGAGUUACGUCUUGCGACAAUGGCUCACCAAAGGAUAUGGAGCUUCAGAACGCCAAGAUCACCUCCAGCGAAGCGCCGCUGCGUCCCGGAGUACGCGACUCCCUAUCGUUGCCUUGCAGGUCGACAUGAUGCGGGCUGAGACUGCGCGGCCGACAGGCUUAUCUGAGCACCUGAUCGCGGAGCAAGUUCUAGCCCAAAAGCUCGAAUUCCUGGCCAGCAAAGGGAUCAUGAUGGAGGACAUUGAAUUAUGGCUCUGGAUCCUGAGACCUGAAGAUCCUGUUGAGAUGGCUAGCCGUCUUUCUUCAACAGACCGUCCCGUGCCCCCUUUCGUCAUUCUCCAGGUAUUGAGUCUCCGGCGAGAAUACAACGAUCCCGUGACACUGAGUCGAUUGUAUGUCUCCAUAUCUCGAGCAGUCUGCGGCGAGGUCUUUCCUCAGUUCUCAACGCCUGAAUCUCUGGACUGCGAAAGGAACCCCCCGGAGGCUACCUCUGUUUCACAGCUCGACAAAGCAUCCCCACAGUACCGAUAUCGGUGGCCACCCAACCUGUUCAUCCGCUUGCUCUACAUGAUGACACGCCAUAGCCUCCACACUUGGCCUGCAUCUUUACCGUCAAUAGCCCGGCUCGCGGAGCGUUAUAUUGAGACAAUAACGCCGCCAGAAAGAAAGGGAAUAUCCCAGGAGCUGGUGGUUCGCCAAAGACAAAACUACAUCCACAAUGCGGCCCUAGUCAUCUUCAGCCAUAAUGCUCGAUCUAUGCCUCUGGCCAACCUUAGAUACAAUUGGGAAGCUCAAAAGGUGAUGCUUGCACUCUCGAUGAAGCUGCCACGUCCACCUGUGAUUGAUCAAGCCGGCUUCAGAGCAAUUAGGUCAGUCCUUGGUGGAUUGAGAAGGUCCAAACCCGAGCGGUUCGCCGCUUCUCGGCUGUCCAAAGCCUGGCCCCCUUACAGGCAGGCUUGGGAUGGAUUGGACGAAAAAAGGCCAGUCGAAGACGACUAUAGCAGAAGUGUUAAGGCGGGUAUCCUUGCCCGGGAAGCUGGCUAUGCUCCCCAGGACGCCGACCUAACUCUGGAUAUAAUCGGCGGCGCAGCUCUUGGAAAGAUGCCAUUCAUAAACUACCGCACUACUUCGCCCAAAUUAGGCGAUGAAGCCAGUUCGUCGGUCAUUAUGCCUUGGGCUGCCAGCAUCAAGGCAACUCGAAAUGCGCAGGAGGCCUGGCAGGCCUUUUUGCGACCGCCACAAGCAGGUCUCUUGCCGUGCGCUAUCAUAUAUAACGAGAUGUUUCUCAAGUUGUAUGCACGAGAAGUUAUUAGGCCAGAUGCCCUGCCUGGCACUGGUCUUGAGGUUCAUCCAGUCCAUGAAGCCAACCUCACCGAGUUUGAGAAGGCUCGCUUGCAGCCUCCGCACCCAUCACAGCUCUACGAGCAGAUGCGGAACCAAGGCAUUAGGCCUGUUGGUCCCUGCCUUCAGGUCCUGUUGAAGAAUGCAACAUCUUUGAAGGAGAUUGCACGCUACCUAAUGGAUAGUCGACAGGACGUGCAAGCGUCACGUAUGUUUAUCGAGCUUAUCGAUCGACGCAAACCGGCUGAACACUAUGAACCGGAUGAAGUAAAGCAUAUCCUCAACAUGCCUUUGCAUGUCUUUCGAGCUAGUGCAGUAGGUGUCACUAGGACUUUGCCAUAUUCUUGGAGACAUGAAGGCCUCACGCGAAAGAACCCAGACCUUCACCGCAUGGAAAACCUUAUCAACAUUACAAGAAUUAGGAUGGGACACGAAAAAAACUCAAAUAUGUCGGUCUGGCACGUCAUCUUCGACGCUCUGGCUCGCCCUGCAAUUGCGGUCUUGCCUCAACCUGGAGGUCUGCCACCAGGGGCGUACGAGAUAGAAAACCGCAUACACGCAUUGCGAAUUUUCAUGCGUGUUUUUCAUCAUGUGCACAAAACUACAGGAAUUGUGGACAUUGUAAUGUUUGACAAACUCUGUCUCAUUCUGCGUCGUGCCAUCACCGCCAUCAACUUCCAGAGAGGACAGUCCAAAUGGUUUGACGACGUGAUCGACGAUGCCCACGCAACACUCAAAGCUGCGGCCGCGAAACUUUCGCAGCGCAUCAAUACUGACAAAGACCAGCGAAGCCACUUUCUCAAACUGCCAUCGUUCGGCUACCGAUUAGGCCCUGUGCAGGUUCGUUCCUACUUCCGGACCCUUGCGUACCUCGGCGACCACGACGAGCUGCUCACCCGGAUCGAAUGGAUCAUCAGCGAAGGUCUCGGGGAGGACGGACGGGAGGAGCUGCUCGAUACUGCAAGAGAUCCGGAACACCCGGACCAUGAGCGUCUGUACAUUUCUCUGCUCAUGUUCAAGUCCUACAUGUCACACCAGGUGCCGCCAGAGACAAUGGAUGCGCUCAAGGCUCGGGUGAUUAAGAUUAGCGAGGAAAAGGGCCUGGCCUGGUCGUGGCCGGACGAUGAAGACGUGGCGAGCUUCAUGGAUGCAGAGCGUUAUCGUGGCGACGAGGCCGCCUUUUGGGAAGUGGCUCAACGACGGGGGCGGAAAUAACGGGCCAUGUACAAUUAGCGAGCAGGGCCUCUGCAUCUUGUAUUUUGUUGUAUAAAAGUAAUAUGUGUUAUAUAAAGUAAGAUAGAUAGGCAAUGCCAGGAGAAGAAGUAACAUAUCAAAAACUGGGAUCAGACGGGA
Pyricularia oryzae 70-15 is the source of this 3104-nucleotide messenger RNA. RefSeq lists its product as uncharacterized. NCBI's taxonomy places the organism in Eukaryota, Fungi, Ascomycota, Sordariomycetes, Magnaporthales, Pyriculariaceae. The transcript is spliced from 2 exons. The record is from RefSeq and is a predicted model, not a curated record. Bases 129 to 2966 code for a protein of 945 amino acids.